Molecule: messenger RNA, 612 nt
Organism: Populus trichocarpa (black cottonwood)
Lineage: Eukaryota; Viridiplantae; Streptophyta; Magnoliopsida; Malpighiales; Salicaceae
Product: heavy metal-associated isoprenylated plant protein 47
Exons: 3
Coding region: 79-426 (115 amino acids)
Molecular function (GO): metal ion binding
Source: RefSeq, a predicted model, not a curated record
GUGGUCACUUCUUUAUAGGGUCGAAGUACUCAAAUUCUUUACAUGCAAAGCAUUUUCAUUCGAAUAUAGUUAUCGAAUAUGAAGCAAAAAAUAGUGAUCAAAGUGCAUAUGCAUUGCGAGAAAUGUAGAACCAAAGCCAAGAAGAUUGCUGCCACGGCAUGUGGUGUAACUUCGGUGGCGCUGGAGGCAGCCAAAGAUCAGAUAGUGGUGAUCGGAGAGGAAGUUGAUUCGGUUAAGCUGGCAAAGUCACUAAGAAAAAAGGUUGGCCAUGCCGUUUUGAUGAGCGUGCAAGAAGAGAAAGAGAAAGAGAAAGAGAAAGAGAAAGAUAAAGAUGAGAAGAAAGGAGCUCUAUAUUGUUAUCCACAGCCAGCUCUACCGUAUGCAGUGGUUUGUGAAUCAAACCCUGACAAUUGCACCGUAUUGUGAGAGCCAAAUCCCCUUCUCUGAGCCUAGCAAGAUUCGUAUAUUUCCUGGACGUUGUCUAGUCUAGGGCUUCUCUGGUGUCACCUGAUUGUACCCUUUAUUUGGUUUUCCCGAGGAGGAAUUCUAGCAAUUGCAUUAAACAAUGUUUUCUAUUUGUGAAAUUAAUAUAUGCAUGCUUUACAAGGAGGA